AUGCUGCAAAGGGCUGAAAGGUGUGUUGAAUUAGACAAGUUUGAAAAUGAUAGUCUCAUUCGCGAAAAUCUUUUGAGUUGGACACCAAUAAGUCAUGAAAACGAUCCAUUGAUUAAAUGUGUAAUUUUAUUAUUAGAAUUCGAAUUAGUAAAAUGGAAUUUGUUUUUUCAGAAGAAAGUUACUGACACAUUAAAAUUUCUUAACAAUAUAGAGUUAAACGAACAACUCAAUAUUUUUGAAAAUGACUUGCUACACGUAAUAUAUUCAGAAUCACCUCGCAAAGAGUUACAUUUGGUAUACUUGAAAGGAGCUAUGCAUUGCUAUAAAAAUGAAUGGUAUGUCAAAGGAGCGGAAAUUUGUCAAAUUGCUUGCACUGUACUACGCACGCCAAUGAUACUCACGCUAUUAGCUAAAUGUUUAAUACAGAUUGGUGAAUUGGAAACCGCCGAGAGCGCACUGAACGAAGCAAACGUUAUGGACAUAAAGAAUGAGGAAGUGUGGGCAUACCUGACUGUCGUAAACAUAAAAAUGGGAAACGCCGGCGAAGCGAAAGUGUGUUACAUACGAGCACUUGAGUGUGGACUACAAACAGAAAUGAAAAACGAAAUAAAUACAUUAUUUGGAAAGGAGUUGGAUAUGCUCAUAUAAUUAAAAAAACAAACUAACAUAUAUUUUAUUUAUAAUAAAUUAUUUACUUUAUUGCUAACAAU
Molecule: messenger RNA, 710 nt
Organism: Rhopalosiphum padi (bird cherry-oat aphid)
Lineage: Eukaryota; Metazoa; Arthropoda; Insecta; Hemiptera; Aphididae
Product: cilia- and flagella-associated protein 70-like
Exons: 5
Coding region: 1-648 (215 amino acids)
Biological process (GO): cilium movement; cilium assembly
Cellular component (GO): motile cilium; extracellular exosome
Molecular function (GO): protein binding
Source: RefSeq, a predicted model, not a curated record